This is a messenger RNA of Coniosporium apollinis CBS 100218, 822 nucleotides long. RefSeq lists its product as uncharacterized. Bases 1 to 822 code for a protein of 273 amino acids. The transcript is spliced from 2 exons. Gene Ontology annotation, biological process: mRNA splicing, via spliceosome. The record is from RefSeq and is a predicted model, not a curated record. Gene Ontology annotation, molecular function: RNA binding; zinc ion binding. Gene Ontology annotation, cellular component: precatalytic spliceosome. Lineage: Eukaryota; Fungi; Ascomycota; Dothideomycetes.
AUGUCUGAAUAUUGGAAAUCAACGCCAAAGUACUGGUGCAAGUUCUGCAAAACUUACGUCCGCGACACAAAGUUCGAAAAGCAGCAGCACGAAGCGACACCAAAGCAUCAGAAUAACAUCCAGCGAUCCCUGCGCGAUCUCCACCGAAAUCACGAGCGAGAGGAACGUGAGAAGCAGCGAGCAAAGGAUGAGGUCGAGCGGCUGAAUGGCGUGGUAGCUGGCGCAGCGGCAAGCGAUCCGCCAUGGAAGCGCAAGGGAGCAGUUCCGGCGGCCGCAUCGGCCAAGCAAGCCACGCUCGAGGAGCGGAAGAGACAGGCUGCGCAGCUGGCGGAAAUGGGUGUUGCCAUUCCGGAGGAGUUUAGGCGGGAGAUGGCAAUGGUGGGCGACUGGCAGGUCACUGCGGAGAGGCCGAUACUUCCGGGUGUGAAGAAGGAAGAAGAGGAUGAGGAUGUCAAGCCUGAGACGCUGAACACUGGUGUCCGAAAACGCAAGUUCGAGGGCCAGGAAGAGGCGGAGGAGGCUGGGGAGACGGUUGUGAGGAAAGGGUGGGGUUCGACUUUCAGAGAGUAUCCCGCUUCAAAAGAUGCAGGUGAUGAUCUGGAGGCGUUGCUCAAGGGGGCCGGCACGGCGAGGAAGGAGACCGAAGAGGCCGCGUCAGGUCCGAGAAUCAAGAAGGAAGAGUCAGAGGAGGGUGUGAUUUCAGCAUUGGUCGGUCCAGAACCUACGACUGCUGCUGAAUCGAAGAUCAAGGCCGAAGAUGAGGCACCGGCCGUAGGAGUUGUGUUCAAAAAGCGCAAGGCCAAGGUCAUACGUCAGAGAUGA